Messenger RNA from Girardinichthys multiradiatus, 1755 nucleotides. RefSeq names its product C-type mannose receptor 2-like. NCBI's taxonomy places the organism in Eukaryota, Metazoa, Chordata, Actinopteri, Cyprinodontiformes, Goodeidae. The coding region runs from base 94 to 1209 and encodes 371 amino acids. The transcript is spliced from 5 exons. The record is from RefSeq and is a predicted model, not a curated record.
GGAAGAUUAAUUAAAACAUCAAGGAGAGACGCCACGUUUGAGACACGGAAAUAGACAAACUGUUGGAGGAAAAUAAUUCAUCUGACAACAAAGAUGCAGUGGAGUCUGAUUCUGCUAUUCCUGAUGGGUCAGUGUUGUUUCAGCGACUGUCAGCUCUAUGAGUAUCUCUACAUUAAAGAGGACAAGACCUGGACUGAAGCUCAGCAGUACUGCAGAGAGAAACACACUGACCUGGCCACAGUGUCUAAGAUGAGAGACUUGAAGAGACUCCUCAACAUCUCAGCAGGAGGUCAGAGGGAUGCUUGGAUUGGUCUGUAUGAUCCAACAGCUGGGACCAGAACAUGGUACUGGUCUCUGCCUGGAGUGGAGUUCAAUGAAAGUGAGACAAACUGGAACACAGGAGAACCGACUGAUAAAGGAAAUUCAGGACCUGAGAACUGUGGAUUUCUGUAUAAAAAUCUCACAUGGGCAGAUACUGGUUGCCAAUAUGACAGAUAUUUCCUCUGCUACGAUGAAACUAAUAGAACACAGAAAUAUCACUUGAUUAGAGAGAUGAUGACCUGGCAGAAAGCUCAGAGAUACUGCAGAAGGAAACACACAGACCUGAUCAGUGGACUGAAGCAGCUACAGGAUGAAGAACUGAAGAAUGUGAUGAACUCUGCAGACAAGGAUCCAUACUUUGGUCUGUUCAGAGACACCUGGAGGUGGUCAGAUGGAAGCAGUUUCUCUUUCAGACACUGGAAUAAAAGUCUUAACAAUCAGCAAUACAACACUGGUCAAUGUGCCAUGGUCAAGUUUAAUAAGAACGGCAGUUGGAAAAAUAACAGCUGUACUGUCAAAAAACAAUUCUUCUGUUACGAUGAUAAAGUGAUCCUGAUUAAAAAAAAGAUGAACUGGGAGGAUGCCAUAUCGUACUGCAGAGAUCACUUCCAUGACCUGGUCACUGUCACCAACCUGGAUGAGCAGAGAUGGGUCCAGGAGAAAGCCAAGAAGGCCUCGACUCCAUUUGUCUGGAUGGGACUGCACUAUGCCUGCACUCUGGAUUUGUGGUUCUGGGUCAGUGACGAGGUGGUCAGGUAUAAGAACUGGGCCUCAGAUGAACAGAUGGAUGAUUGUGACAUGUCUGGAGCCAUGGAGACAGGAGGAAAACACCGGUGGUUUAAAAGAAAUGACAGCGAGGGGUUUAAUUUUAUCUGUUCUAGGAAGUAAAUUCUACUGUGUUCUGCAUUUCUCCCUUUAUGUGUAUGGUUCCUAUUAUAUGUUGGUUUGAAUAAGUUUACUUCCAUUCUAGAAAAAAAACCUUUACUUCCAACUCACUUUAAGUUGGAAGCGCUGAAGUUUUCACAGAAAGCUUGAUGUUGUCUUUGGUUUUCUAUGGUGUCAUUUAACAUGCAUGUUCCCUAAAUAUGUACAGUAGAUGUAGACCGUUUUAAUUUUGUUACUAAGAAGUUUUGGUCAUAAUUUUCAUAAAGAACACUUUUAAUUCUGAUGAAAACAAGACAAACAAUAAAUAACAAUCCCGAAUGACCAGAACAAUGACAAAAUAAGGACAAACAUUUUUAAAUCCAAUCAGAUCUAAAUUUAGUUGUGUGGAAAGGUGGUAUGAGAUGAAAAAAAAAAAAGCUAGUUUAGCAUUCAGAAUUCAAUGAACAGGACUACACAUGACUGUAUGAAAAUCACACUACAAAUAAAGUUUGAUUGACUGAUUGAUUUAAAAAAAAAAAAAAAAAAAAUCAGUUUGUGUUGACUUUUAAA